Erythranthe guttata (spotted monkey flower) is the source of this 2829-nucleotide messenger RNA. RefSeq names its product DA1-related protein 2 (gene DAR2). The record is from RefSeq and is a predicted model, not a curated record. Gene Ontology annotation, molecular function: ubiquitin binding. NCBI's taxonomy places the organism in Eukaryota, Viridiplantae, Streptophyta, Magnoliopsida, Lamiales, Phrymaceae.
CAAUAUCUUGUGGACUUUCCUUUGCUAAAAGAAGAUUGAAGUGCUAAAGUGCGCAGUUUGUCCUCAAUUUCCACGGUGGCCCCCCAUUUCGCGUUUGAUUUGUUUUCGGUUGUCGUUUUGAAAUUUUAUUUAUAUAAAUAAUUUGUUAUUUCAAAACCCUAACACAAAAUCGUAUCUAUGAACAUCAAUUGUUCCCGGCAUAAUUAGGAUUCGAAACAUCAUCAUCUCCAGCUGAAUUCGACAGAGGAAGGAACAAAAUCCAGUUGUAUUUGGUUCCCCAAAUAUCAAAUAUCGGCGAUAAUAAAUUCCGCCAUUUUUUCUAGGGUUUCGAAUUUCAUCGGUCGAUAUUUCUCGAGGUCGACACACGCUUCCCCCUUUUUCUCUUUUCCCCCCAUCUCAAAAAUUCCCCAGAACCCUAAGAAUUUCUAAAGUCAGACAGACAGACAAGACAUACAGAUAGAUACAGAUAUUCGUGCACUCGUAGGGAAAACCAGAAAUGCUUUUUUUUUUCUUUUUAAAUUUUUAAUUUUUGGUGAUAAUUUUAUCAAUUCGUGAUCGUGUUGUGUUGUUCACUCAAAAAAAUUCUCAAUUUUAAGCCGUCCAACGAGCAGACUUGAGCUUUACCCUUUUUUUUCAGCCCCAAUUCGCCAUCUCUCUCAGCAAAGAUUCUCUCCACCCUAUUACAACUUUUCUUUGAUUUCUUUCCCCUAAGCCAAAGAAUCUCUCCACUCUCAGAUAUUCCCUCCCUUUUCUUUCUCUGAAAACUUAGCUUUAUCAAUGAUGCCAUUGUUCUCUUCCCCUCCUCCUCCUUCUUUCUCCUCUUCUUUUCUCUCUCCUAUUCCAUUCUCACAAUCAUCUCUCCUAGUCCUUUUCACCAUUUCAGACCCUCCUUUUCGACUCCUCGAUAACCCGGAAAACUUCCUUCUAUACAUACUACUGGCCCCAUGUCUUCUACAAAUGUCAACCACCUUUCUCAGCCUUGUAUUUAUGGGCAUGUUGUUUCUUCACACGCAGAGAGAAAAUCGAGAUUUAUGAAAUGGCUGAGUAAGAUUUUCAAGGGUGGGGCCGGUAGUAGCAGGGGAGUUUCAACGGGCGAAGAGCAACCUCAGUUUAUCGGAGACGAAAAUAUGGUUUGGCGUGCUCCGUUUAGAUCUUUGGAUGACCGCCCUCGAGCCAGUAAAGAGAAAGAUGAAUUAGAUCGUGCAAUUGCUCUCUCUCUCACAGAAGACUUAAAGAGACCAAAUGGUUACAGGUGGCGAACAGAAACCGACGAUGAUCUAGCACGGUCACUUCGCGAUAGUUUCAACUCAGCACCAUACCCUUCUUAUGCCCCUAGAGAGUAUUAUCCAAGGGGUUAUAGAACAUGCGCGGGUUGUAAACGUGAAAUCGGUUAUGGGAAUUAUCUUGGAUGCAUGGGGAGUUUUUUCCAUCCAGAAUGCUUCCGUUGUCAUGCAUGUGGUUACCCUAUCACUGAACACGAGUUCUCUUUGUCAGGAAGAGAUACAUAUCACAAGUCCUGCUUCAAAGAGCUCACUCAUCCGAAAUGCGAAGUCUGUCAUCAAUUUAUCCCGACUAAUGGAGUUGGCUUGAUCGAGUACAGAUGCCACCCAUUUUGGUCACAAAAAUAUUGCCCUUCCCACGAGCACGACUAUACGUCUCGGUGCUGUAGUUGUGAGCGUUUGGAGUCGGUGAAUACUACAUAUUAUUCACUGGGGGAUGGACGGAGUUUAUGCUUAGAGUGUAUGGAAUCAGCUAUUAUGGAUACAGGUGACUGUCAACCAUUGUACCACGCCAUUAGAGACUACUACGAAGGAAUGAAUAUGAGAAUCGAUCAGCAAAUCCCCAUGCUUCUCGUUGAAAGACAAGCCCUUAACGAGGCUAUUGAAGGGGAAAAACACGGUUUUCAUCACAUGCCUGAAACAAGAGGUUUGUGCCUUUCUGAAGAGCAGACUGUUACAAGUAUACUGAAGCGGCCAAGAAUGGAGCGUCGUGGUUUAGUUGGCAUCAGAACACAGCCACAGAAGCUAAUUCGUAGGUGUGAGGUUACAGCCAUUCUUGUAUUAUACGGCCUCCCAAGGUUACUGACUGGAGCGAUACUUGCACACGAGUUGAUGCACGGAUGGUUACGUCUUAAUGAUUACCGAAAUCUGAGGCCGGAAGUAGAGGAAGGUAUCUGCCAGGUACUAUCUCACAUGUGGCUCGAAUCGGAAGUAAUGCCCACAUCAAGAAACAACAUACCAUCUUCAUCUACAGCUUCCACAUCAUCAUCGUCUUCCACAUGGUCGUACGGGCCGUCCACGUCAUCAUACAGGCCGCCAUCCACACCAGCAUCGUCCACAUCAUCAUCGUCCAAAAAAGGCGGGAAAUCGAGCGUAGAGAAUAAGCUAGGGGAAUUUUUCAUGCAUCAAAUCGCUCACGAUGCUUCCCCAGCUUACGGUGGAGGAUAUAGAUCUGCUAUGGCUGCAGUCAACAAGUAUGGCUUACGACGUACAUUGGAUCAUAUACGUUACACCGGAACUUUCCCAGAGUAAUCUCUAUAGUGACACGUGUGCCGUGGUUGGUGGGUUUUCAGCAAAGAAUAUAUAUUGAUGCGAAGAUCAAGAAAAGAACUUCACCCCUCUGUUUUCUGGGGACACUACUUGGUAUACAUACAUACAAAAAUUUACUUUGUUUUGAAUAACAAAGCUUAUUGUUUACGAACUUGGUACGAAAUUGGGGUUUUUUUUUCAGUUGUAAUAAGAAUAGUCAUGAGUAUGAACUCAUUUGCGUACCGGAUAUGUAACAACUAUAAUAACACGUCUUUCGAUUUUAAGGAAAUUUUUGUUAUAU